Messenger RNA from Engraulis encrasicolus (European anchovy), 1380 nucleotides. Its product is annotated as testican-2-like. The record is from RefSeq and is a predicted model, not a curated record. The transcript has 12 exons. NCBI's taxonomy places the organism in Eukaryota, Metazoa, Chordata, Actinopteri, Clupeiformes, Engraulidae. Gene Ontology annotation, biological process: anatomical structure development. Gene Ontology annotation, molecular function: extracellular matrix binding; protein binding; calcium ion binding. The coding region runs from base 1 to 1380 and encodes 459 amino acids.
AUGGCCGUUAUUAAUAACGCCGCUGUGCUGUCGGCAGCCAGGGGCCUGUGUCGCGUACCCACACAUCGGCGCUCGAGCUUGGCAAGAUGCCCAAACCUCUCGCUGUUAUCAACGGUCGGAAUGAGAAAUUUCGCGUACCUACUGGUGCCACUCCUGGCGUUGGUGUCCACGGCGCGGUCGGAUGCAAAGACGGGGAAGGAGGCUGAAAAUGCAGGGAAUUUUAUGGAGGAUGAGCAAUGGUUGUCAACCAUCUCACAAUACAGUCGCAAGAUUAAACACUGGAAUCGCUUCAGAGACGAAGUGGAGGAUGACUACAUUCGCACAGUAGAGGACAGCCAAGGCUCCGAGGAAAGUCUUGACACCACCAAGGACCCCUGUCAGAAGGUGAAGUGUAGCCGCAACAAGGUGUGCGUUGCCCAGGGUUACCAGCGCGCCAUGUGCAUCAACCGCAAGAAACUGGAGCACAGGAUCCGGCAGCCUGGUGCCCAGCUGCAUGAGAAGGAGCGGAGCUGUAAGACGUGUCCCAUCGCCAGCGCUGUACCCGUAUGUGGAUCAGACGGACACAACUAUGCCUCUAAGUGUAAGCUGGAGCAGCAGGGGUGUCUAACGGGUAAGGAGUUGUCGGUCAGGUGUGAGGGUCUGUGUCCCUGCACCACGCCAGCCAGCCACAUCACCAGCGCCGAGAUACACGAGAGCUGUACGGGUCAGGACUUGGCUGACCUGGGUGACCGCCUGAGGGACUGGUUCCAGCUUCUCCAUGGCAACGCCAAGCAGAACAACUCAGGCAAGCCGGGCCCUGGCACUUCCUCCGUGCUGGACAGGACUCUGGUGGCCACCUGCAAGGACUCCAUUGGCUGGAUGUUCUCCAAGCUGGACACCAACGGCGAUCUGUACCUGGACCAGGCGGAGCUGGCCGCCAUCAACCUGGACAAGUACGAGGUCUGCAUCCGGCCCUUCUUCAACUCCUGCGACUCCUACAAGGACGGCAAGGUGUCCACGGCCGAGUGGUGCCUCUGCUUCUGGAGAGAGAAGCCUCCGUGCUUGGCUGAGCUGGAGAGGAUGCAGGUGCAGGAGCCGGCCAAGAAGAGACUCGGAGCCUACAUCCCCAGCUGUGAUGAAGAUGGCUACUACCGCAAGCUUCAGUGUGACCAGGGCAGGGGAGAGUGCUGGUGCGUGGACCCUCACGGAGGCGAGCUGAUGGGCUCCAGGAUCCAUGGCAACCCAGACUGCGACGAGGUGGCGGGCUACUCCGGUGACUUUGGGAGCGGCGUGGGCUGGGACGAUGAGGAGGAGAAGGAGGCAGAGGAGGCCGGAGAGGAGGCGGAGGAGGAGGAAGAGGAGGAGCGGGUGGAGGCGGACGAUGGAGGAUACAUCUGGUAG